Exophiala bonariae is the source of this 1566-nucleotide messenger RNA. RefSeq lists its product as uncharacterized. The record is from RefSeq and is a predicted model, not a curated record. The transcript has 7 exons. NCBI's taxonomy places the organism in Eukaryota, Fungi, Ascomycota, Eurotiomycetes, Chaetothyriales, Herpotrichiellaceae. The coding region runs from base 1 to 1566 and encodes 521 amino acids. Gene Ontology annotation, molecular function: iron ion binding; heme binding; oxidoreductase activity, acting on paired donors, with incorporation or reduction of molecular oxygen.
AUGAUUCUUGUCGUUCUCGCCCUGGUCAUCAUUAUUUACCAAGCAACCAAAGCAUUUUUGGACCCUUUGAAAGCAAUUCCUGGACCGUUCUGGGCUAGGUUCACCCGAGCUUGGUAUCUCCGAAAAGUCUGGCAUGGCGACUUCGAGAAGACCAACAUUGCGCUUCACGAGAAAUACGGUACGCAUCCGGUAGACACAGCUCCACAAGCCGACUGCUGUGGUCCUAUUGUUCGAAUUGCGCCAGGCCAGUAUAGCUUGAAGGAUCCAGAGAGUUUAAAGACCAUCUAUGGCCAUGGAACAUCCUUCACCAAGGGCCCGUGGUACGCAGCGAGUGGCAGCGCCGACCCGAACACACACGACCUCUUCACCGACCGUGACGCAAAGCGACACGGUGAUAACAGAAAAAAGGUUGCCAGGCUAUAUUCGAUGACAAGUCUCCUCGAUUACGAGCACCAUGUUACUGAACUCACGAAGAAGAUGGUGGCCAAAUUCAAAGACCUCGCAAGUGUCGGAUCUGAUAGUGAUUUGGGCAUCGACAUGCAACACUGGCUCCAGUGCUUCGCGUUUGACAUGAUUGGACUUAUCACGGUUGGCGCUCCCUUUGGAUAUAUCGAUCGACCUGAAGAUUCGCACACAAUGUUCAGUGCUUUGCAUGCGUAUCUCUUCUACUCAGCCAAUGUCGGCGUCUACGCCGAGUUUCAUUCCUUCUUGUCCAGAUUCACGGCUCUUGUCAAUGGCAGCGGCAUGUCCUAUAUGCUGGGCUUCACUCAAACGCAGAUAGCCAAGCAUGAAACACAUAACGAGAAGGCGCCGGCAGCCUCACAAGUAAACACCUCGACUUCGACAGACUUCUUGACAAAGCUACUUCAAAUCAAGCAAGAACAACCAAGAAAAAUUUCUGACGAGGACGUUUUUGGCGCCUGUCUAACCAACAUCGGCGCCGGCUCAGACACGACGUCCAUCAGCCUUUCAGGCAUUCUCUAUUGGCUUAUCAUAAACCCACGAGCCCACCAAAGACUGACCUUUGCUUCAUUUCACGUACAGCUGCAGAAAGAACUCGAUGAGAAAGCAGCCAAAGGCGAAAUCUCCAGCCCUAUCACAUUUUUAGAAGCACAAUCGCUACCAUAUCUGCAGGCAUGCAUCAAGGAGGGGCUUCGCUUGCAUCCCGCGACAGGUCUUCCUCUCUCUCGUGUGGUGCCCAAGGGCGGAGCCACUUUAUGUAAAUGGUUUGUACCAGAAGGGACUAUCGUCGGAGUCAACACUUGGGUAAUGCAUAGGAAUAAGGUCGUUUUUGGGGACGAUGCCGACGAUUUCGUGCCCGAGAGAUGGCUUGAAGAUCCGGAGCGCGCUUCUCACAUGGAUCGCUUCUUCAUGACGUUUGGGUUAGGGUCCCGGACCUGCAUCGGGAAAAACAUCAGCUUGAUGGAAAUUUCCAAACUUGUACCGGAGUUAAUUCGAUAUUUCGACUUCCGGCUUGCGAAGCCCAAUGAAAAGCUGGAAACUCAGAACGUUUGGUUUGUGAAACAGAAGAACUUCAGAUGCGUUGUCAGCCUGAGAAAAGAGUAG